Molecule: messenger RNA, 876 nt
Organism: Salvia splendens (bonfire salvia)
Lineage: Eukaryota; Viridiplantae; Streptophyta; Magnoliopsida; Lamiales; Lamiaceae
Product: probable proteasome inhibitor
Exons: 9
Coding region: 20-844 (274 amino acids)
Biological process (GO): proteasome-mediated ubiquitin-dependent protein catabolic process
Molecular function (GO): proteasome binding; endopeptidase inhibitor activity
Source: RefSeq, a predicted model, not a curated record
AUCAGAAAAUCUACAUAUUAUGGCUACUGAGCAGUCGAUUUUGGCGGUGAUACGGGCGGCGAGGCCACAAUUCUGCACCGCCUUUGAUAAGGCAGCGUACGCCGUCCACGAGUCAUUUGUUGCCACCGGAUACGUCCUCCACGCCACCGGUCCUCCCGCUUUCGCCGAUGACGCCCUUUCCGUAUCCUGCAAAGAUGAAGAUGGGAUGGAUGGUUGGAACGAUGUCGAAGAUAAUUAUGCGUUUGUAUACUCGAACCCGGAGAAUGGUUCAAAAAGGGUGCUCGUGAAUUGCCUUGUGAUGAAUGAUAAAUUGAUCGUUGAUGUUCUCAAGGAAGGAGAUUCUAAGCCUCUGCAUCUUGAACUGGAUGCUGGUGAGUAUGUCCAAGAGGAUGCCGGGAGCAAUUAUGGUUUGCAGUUCAGGAAUUUGGGGAAGCUGGUGGAAAAUGUUAACAAGGAAAUUUUAAACAAACUGGAUGCUGCUUCGGCUUCUAGCUCGUCAGCGAAAAUCUCUAGUACAGAGGCAAGUAUAAGAGAAGAAAGAGAUCGGCUUAGGGUAGGACCUAAUACAGAAGACCCUUACACGCCCUUACAUCCUGGAUACGUUGUUCCACCAAUUCCUGGUUUUGGCGGCGGUGACCUCUUUUCUGGCCCAGGGGCUGGAAUGAACCCAUCCAGGGGUGAUUUUGGAGGUGGAAGCAUGUUGGUGGGUCCUGAUGAUCCGAGGUUCUUUGGGGAUCGAACUCGUGGCCCUGGAUUUCUACCAGGUGUACCGCCCGGUGCACGCUUUGAUCCUUAUGGACCUCCUAAUGUACCUGGAUUUGAGCCUGGUCGAUUUGAAAAAUAAAACACUAGUCUAAUGUGAUUUAUAUGUGACAC